This is a messenger RNA of Dothidotthia symphoricarpi CBS 119687, 1371 nucleotides long. RefSeq lists its product as uncharacterized. Lineage: Eukaryota; Fungi; Ascomycota; Dothideomycetes; Pleosporales; Dothidotthiaceae. The record is from RefSeq and is a predicted model, not a curated record. The coding region runs from base 31 to 1329 and encodes 432 amino acids. The transcript has 2 exons.
AUAUCCUCCACAGUGUCAUUAGAACCAAGUAUGUGUAACAUUCUCAAUCUGGUCGUUGAUCGCGCCUCGUACUACCCCAUGCACUCACUCAUUACAUCGUACCUCGAUAUCAUCGAUAUCUUCAGACUCAGUCGGGUCUGCAAACAAACAUCAGACAUCUACAGCGAUAUUCAGAAGACACAAUGGAAUAUAAAUGCCCAGCUACGGUCAUAUUUCAAGGAUGUCGACGCAUUUCGUACCUUGCAGGGAAAGACUGGAACACUGAUAGGAGGACGCUUUGCCUUUUGCUUCUUCCGUCGCCUGCGUAAGGACAAUGUCCUUCGUUUAUUCGUGCAAGCCGGGGAGAAUGCUGAAGCCAUCUACGACUUCCUUGAGCGAGAACGAUACUCUAUAAUCUCUGAUAAAGUCUCGCAAGAUGCAGAGAAUAAUUCUGGUCUAAACAGAUUUUCCAUACUGCAGAAGCCUGCUACGCAAAACCACGGCCCAGUACUCCUCUCCGUUUCGCAAACAAUCGAAACCCCCCUCGACGCCGUGCUCCGAAACAUGCUCUGCACAUCUCAAGGCUGCUUCCUAUCAUGGAACAAAGCGUAUUGCCUGUUCCCCAUCGCCACAUUCACGAAUCAGGAAUCAUACCUGAUGACUCCACUACGCAACGACACAGCCACAAACACGACCCUCACACGAGCAGUUCUCCAAACCGAAGCCCAAUACGGACUCAAAAUCAAGCCCCCAAUCUGGCACCCCAACGCCAACCCCUCUCCCGACCACACCGAACUCGGGCCCUACCGCUGUAUCGGCGACAAACACACCUGGACCAUGCACCUCGACACAACCCACAUCCCCGCGCCACAAACCCCAGAUCUCGUCCUUGACAUGGCCAGCUUCUGCAUAACAAAGACCAAGGAAGACAGCCUGGCCACCUACCUAACCCUCGACUACUCGCUCAAGAAGUCCUGCGUUCUGAGGUACACCUACAUCACUGCCGUCAACACAGAGACCUGGCAUGGCGUAAACGGCUGGCAUGGCAUGACAGGCGAAGCCGCAUACGCCGUGCUCAAGGUGCAGGGAAAACUCGAUGAGACGACACUCAUGCAACUGGCACUGUUGGAGCCUAACGAGCGACCGACUGAGUACGCGGCGAUUGUGGAUGAUGUCGGAAGCGCCAAUACGGCGAUGGGCAAGUUUCGUGUUCCUGCGACUUGGGUGUACUACGAUGAGGAAGUCCAGCGAUGUUUGGGGGAGUUUCACCGAGAUUUUGUGAAGCGACAAGAUGGGUCUCAGCACGCGGGUGUAGGUCCUAGAUGGGUCCGUGGAUUUUAUGGAGAUUGAGGUAUCUGGUGAGUACCUCACAUGGGUUGUGUGACAAUGGGG